AGGAGAGUGGGAACAGGAUCUAUAACUUUCUUUUAAACAGAGUUAAAGACAUUUUAUCCACUCAGUAAAUAAUAGAUUUAGUGUUUUAGUGAUCAGACAGUGAGAGAUGUCGCUCUGCAGCACAGUGAUGAAGACUCUGAUCUUCUUCACAUUUUCUCUUCAUCUUUCAUCAGCAGACACACAAUCUCUGCAAUAUUCCCUCACUCAAGUUACAGGGACAAAAAGCACAGAAUUCAGUGCUCUUGGUCUGGUGAGUGGACAGCAGUUUGGCUAUUACAACAGUGCCAUCAGGAAAGUGAUCCCAAAGACAGAGUGGAUGCAGAAGGUGAAGGCUGAGGAUCCAGAAUACUGGAAAACACAGAAAGAGAUUGCACAGAUUCAAGAGGAGAGCUUCAAAGUCAAUCUGGAUACAGCAAUGCAGUGCUUUUAUCAAACUACAGGUGUUCAUACACUCCAAAGGAUUGUGGGCUGUGAGCUUGAUGAUGACGGGACUGUUAGAGGAUACAAUCAAUUCGGUUAUGAUGGAGAAGAUUUCAUCAGUCUGGAUCUGAAAACUCUAACAUGGACUGCAGCUAAACCACAAGCUGAGAUCAUCAAAUACAAGAGGAAUAAUGAUAUUGAUAACAAUAAAAUGUGGAAGAACUUCCUGGAGUACAGAUGUAUUGAGUGGUUAAAGACUUAUGUAAAUUACAGCAGAAAGACUCUGAAUAGGAAAGUUCGUCCUACAGCGUCAGUGUUCCAGAAACACUCGCCUUCUCCAGAGGUGGUGUGUCACGCUACAGGAUUCUUCCCCAAAGCAGUGAUGAUCUUCUGGAGGAAGGACGGAGAGGAGGUGCAUGAGGACGUGGAGCUCAGAGAGACGUUACCCAACCAGGAUGGAAGCUUCCAGAAGAGAAGCAUUCUGAAAGUCCCAGCUGAGGAGCUGCAGAAACACACCUACACCUGUGUGAUUCAGCACAGCAGCUUGGAGAAGGAGUUAGUGCUGAAUGUGAGCGAGCGACAGAUCCUGAAAGGUGGAGGAUCGAUGGCUAUCAUCAUUGGUGUAGUCGUGGCUCUCAUUGUUCUCGUUGUUGCUGUUGUUGCUGGAAUUAUGGUCUGGAAGAAGAAGAACUCUGGCUUCAAACGUGCUCCAGCCUCUGAAGAGUCUUCCUCCAACAACUCUUAAAGCGUGACUGUGUGUGUUCUUGCUGAAGUGAGAGAGUAAGACAUGAUGGUAACAUGUUCUUCAGCGUUUCAAGUGGCCUCUUGGCUGUUUCUCCCAGUAAUACUCUCUUUAACUAGAAAUUACAUUUGCUGGACAGACUCUGAGGUGGAGUUGCUGUUGUGAUAUAUAUUUUAAACAGUAGCGUUAAUGCUGCUGUGAGGGCUGUUUAGAGUCUCACAGCCACAUAGUUCACACAGUAUUUAUACUCAGGAAUUACACCAGUAAUAUAUUUCCCAGAAUUCAACACUGUGAUUCUGAUUCACAGAUUCUAAUCUGUGAGUCUGCAAUUCAACUAGGACUCCUAGAAUCUAGAAAGAUUGUGGCCAAAAUGCUAAACACUAAAACAAAAAUAAAUGCUACACACUAAAAUGCUUCUGAGGUAAAUGUCUUCAAAAAACUGGGCUCAAAGAAAAAAAAAUCUUGACCCCCGCUAGUUCUGGUGCUCGUCUGAGGACAGGAAUUUAGCGCAAGACAAUCUACUGCAACUUGGACUAAACCCUGUGCACUGCAGAUAAGGUACGCGUUUUUGUAAUUUCCUGAAAACGGUUUUGGAGAUACGAGGAUUCCGUCUGACAGUGACUAUAUGUCACAGAUAAACAAAUCCUGACAGAAUUUCCCCCUAGUGUCCAGUUAGGGAAUAGUCUAAACAUAUAUUACCUUUUCUAUAUUUUAUCUAUUUAUUCUCCUAGUGCAAUUUUCCAAUAUUUUUCCUAAAUGCCCUAUAUGUUUUAUUUGAGUGUUUCUUAUUUGUGUCUUAUUUUUAUUCUUUACAUUAGUGUUAAUUAGCU
Messenger RNA from Tachysurus vachellii, 1992 nucleotides. RefSeq names its product BOLA class I histocompatibility antigen, alpha chain BL3-7-like. Gene Ontology annotation, cellular component: external side of plasma membrane. Gene Ontology annotation, biological process: immune response. The record is from RefSeq and is a predicted model, not a curated record. The transcript is spliced from 6 exons. NCBI's taxonomy places the organism in Eukaryota, Metazoa, Chordata, Actinopteri, Siluriformes, Bagridae. Bases 107 to 1165 code for a protein of 352 amino acids.